AUGAGUUACAGGACUGUGGUGAUGUACAUGGAGAUCGGCUGCUUUGUUGUCUGUGUUUCUGGAUGGAUCCUGGUGUGUUCCACAAUGCCCACAGAUAUCUGGACAUGGUCUGAGAUAGAAACCAGAGUCUUGACUACUUCACACUACUUCUCCAACCUGUGGAAGGAUUGUAUAGCUGAUUCAACUGGAGUAACUGACUGCAAGGACAUUCCAUCACUGCUUGCACUGAAUUGGGACAUUCACAUGUGCCGCGCUCUCGUCAUCACCUCUAUUAUCUUGGCUUUCUUUGGAUCAGUUCUGGUCUUAGUGGGAAUGAAGUGUACUAAGAUUGGGGGAUCAGAGAUUGUUAAUGCAAGACUAACCUUUGCUGGGGGAAUGAACUACUUUAUCGGAGGAAUGUGUUCUAUGAUUGCUUUCUCCUAUUAUGGAAACAAACUUAGAGCAGAAUUUCAGGACCCUAACUACAAAACUGAGAAGUUUGAAAUAGGCGUUGGUGUCUUUAUCGGCUGGGGAGGCUCCGCCUUACUUGUUGUUGGAGGCCUCAUUUACAGUCUCUUUGCAGGGAGGGAAGGGUUCCACUCAAGCUCAAAAAGAUUCCCUGAAUACCAGUUCCCUGAUGCCUACAGAGUUGUUCCGACAAAAAAGAGCAUUCCGUUUUUGGCUCACACAGAGAUUAGUGAGAGCAGAAAACCAAGGACCACCAGUGGCAGCAGAGGCAGCAGCAUCUCUGGGAUCACAACCACCACCAAUUCGUCAGCUAUAAAUGCAUAUGUAUGA
Messenger RNA from Perca flavescens (yellow perch), 777 nucleotides. RefSeq names its product claudin-10. The record is from RefSeq and is a predicted model, not a curated record. Gene Ontology annotation, cellular component: bicellular tight junction; membrane. The coding region runs from base 1 to 777 and encodes 258 amino acids. Gene Ontology annotation, molecular function: structural molecule activity. NCBI's taxonomy places the organism in Eukaryota, Metazoa, Chordata, Actinopteri, Perciformes, Percidae. The transcript has 5 exons.